AUGGCGAGUCGAAGGUGCUCGUGUUCUUGUGCUCUGCUUUUCGUAUUGAUUAUUUUCAGUGAGGUUGUCUGCAUACAGGGUAGGCAUUUGAAACAUAAUCUAUGCAAGAAAUGCUCCAAGAAUCUUCGCGAAAGCCAUGUUGCUAAGAGGGCUAAAUCUGUGGCCAUUGGCACAAGUACUGGAGUUGGAUACGUUCAAGACUUUCGUCCCACGGCCCCUGGGCAUAGCCCGGGAGUUGGCCAUUCUUUGAACAAUUGA
This is a messenger RNA of Impatiens glandulifera, 258 nucleotides long. Its product is annotated as precursor of CEP6-like. The record is from RefSeq and is a predicted model, not a curated record. Gene Ontology annotation, cellular component: extracellular region. Lineage: Eukaryota; Viridiplantae; Streptophyta; Magnoliopsida; Ericales; Balsaminaceae. Gene Ontology annotation, molecular function: hormone activity. Bases 1 to 258 code for a protein of 85 amino acids. The transcript has a single exon. Gene Ontology annotation, biological process: root development; regulation of root development; regulation of leaf morphogenesis.